GCAACCAGUCCUGCAGCGGCGCGAGCUGUCGCCAAGUGUUUCUCGUGCCAUUCAAUUGGCCGUUCGCGCGCUGGCGCAAUCACUACAGUACCGCUUGCUAAGGAGCCUAGCUUAUAAUUUUGGGACGUUUGAUAAACAACUCGGCCCGCUCUCGUUGGGGUCCCGCGGAGUUGCCCCUCCACCACUCACGGUCGUCGCCCGCAUGGCGCCUCGCAAGAAGAACGUGAAGGAGGACGAGGCGGAGGCAGAGCCGGCAGAGGCGGCCGUGGAGCCGCGUGCAAAGCGCACGCGUCGUGGGGCAGACGCCGAUGCAGCGGCCGCAAAUGACAACAAGCCUGGGCAUGCCGAUGUAAAAGGCAAGGGCAAAGGCAAGGCCGCCAGCAAGGCAGCUCCCAAGGCGGCUGCGGCAGCGGAUGCCGAUGAAGAGCCAGCCGCGGCCACGGCCGCAGCUGCCAAAGCGCCUGGCAAAGGCAAGUCCAAAGCGGCUGCGGCAGACGGUGGUGCCACCAGGUCAGCUGCAGCGGGGCCGAAGGCCGAGGCCGCAGCAGCAGGCGCCGGCGGUGACGGCAGCAGUGGCGGGGGCAAGAAGUACUACCUGAUGAAGAGCGAGCCGGAAGAGUUCUCUUUGGAUGACCUGGAGGCCAAGCCCGAGUCAAUUGGCCACUGGGAGGGCGUGCGCAACGCCCAGGCCCGCAACAUCAUGAGGGGCAUGCGGCUGGGGGACGAGGCGCUCUUCUACCACAGCUCCUGUAAGGUGCCGGCCGCCGUGGGGGUGGUGCGGGUGGUGCGGGAGGCGUACCCCGACCACUUCGCAUUCGACAAGAAGUCCAAAUACUACGACGAGCGCAGCACACCCGACAACCCCAAGUGGUGGAUGGUGGAUGUGCAGCUGGUGCGGCGCCUGGCGCGGCCGGUGACACUGGCGGAGCUGCGGGCAGAGGGCGCCAAGGCCGGCUCACCCGUGGCGAGCAUGGUGCUGAUCAACAAGUCGCGCCUGAGUGUGCAGCCUGUGACUGAGGAGCAGUGGAACGUGGUGAUGCAGCUGGAGAAGCAGGACAAAGCCGACGCAUGACAUUUAGGGUGCUGGCUGCGAGGAUAGCGGUGGUGCAUGCACAGCGGUGUAUGCACAAGGGAUGACAGGAAGCUUGGAGGGAGACGGAGUGAGGGCGGGCGUGGGCGGGGGUACCGUGAUUUAGGGGUUGAUUGGGAGCAGGCGGUUUGGAAUCACUCAUUUAUCAGCC
Chlamydomonas reinhardtii is the source of this 1241-nucleotide messenger RNA. RefSeq lists its product as uncharacterized. The coding region runs from base 203 to 1072 and encodes 289 amino acids. The transcript has 6 exons. The record is from RefSeq and is a predicted model, not a curated record. Gene Ontology annotation, cellular component: nucleus. NCBI's taxonomy places the organism in Eukaryota, Viridiplantae, Chlorophyta, Chlorophyceae, Chlamydomonadales, Chlamydomonadaceae.